AUGCCGAAGGAUGGAAAGAAAGAGAGGAAGUCCAAGAGCAGCGGCGGCAAGAAAGAGAAGAAGGUGAAGGUCAGUGUCUUGUACGAAGUUACCAUCAAAGGAAUUGAUAAAUUGGCACGCGACGACAAUGGCAACAAAAUGUACAUCCAAUACAAGCGAGGCAAGAAGUCUUCCAACCACGGAAAGACGAAGGAGGCAGUUAUCCAGUACAACUUUGUGCAGUGGGAUGAAAAGAUCAACAUCAAGAGCACCCUCCUCCAGACUCCCUCGACGGGCAAGUUCGAUCCCAAGACUAUCGACUUUCACGUCAUCCAGCUGGCCGCGCCCAAGUUCAGCAAGAAGAAUGAGGUGGCAGUGAUGACGAUGAACCUGGCCGACUACGCCCAGCCGUCGGCGUCCUCGCCCUCCGCCGAGCCAUCGGCCGGCCCCAAGGCCUGGAACGUGAUCCAGUCGGUGCAGUUCCCCGUCCAGAGCGACAGCCGAAAAGGCAGCGACAAGAACGCCAUGGGCCUCGAGAGCAUCCCUCAAUUCGAAAUUAUGGUCAAGUCGCGUUGGCUCAAAUAUAACGGCAAGUUGCUGAUUCAGACCAACAAAGACAAGGAAUCGGGCAAGCCCACCGUACGCGUGGGCGAUGAGGAGUUCGAUCUGCAGACGGACAAGGAGGGAUCGGACGACGAUGACGGUGACACCACGUUGGGCGGAGGCAGCGACGACGAAAGCGAAGUCGAGAGCGAAUUCGAAGACGACGACUUUUCCGAGAACGAGAGAAAGGGUUCAGGCAUCGCGGGAUUCAAGGCCAGCACAGAUUCCAAGUCGGGCAAGACGAGCAGCCGAGGGAGCGACGCGUCAUCGUCAUCGUCGGCGGACAAGAGCGACAGUAAGCGAAUCAAAGCCCUACAGGAGGAGGUCCAAAAGCUCAAGCAACAGCUGCGCCAAGUGAACGAGACCUCGCAAAUUCGACUCGAGAACAUUUCGGCGCAACGCAGAGAGAUCGAGGACCUGCGGGAGCAGGUGGAAGGCGGCAAGCCGGCCUCUCCGAAGCUGGGUGGUGCAAGCGACAGCCAAGUGAACGACCUCAUUAAGACCGUCGGCCUUUACUUCAAGAAGGACAAGGACGACUCGGAGCGUACUUGCCAUUGGUUGGGUUUCACUGCAACCCUGACAACGCUGUUCACGGGCAUGGCCCGCAGCGACGAGGGCGUUCCUUCCUCGCUCCAGAGCAAGCUGCCCGACCUGCAGGGCGUCGGCAUCGAUCUCGAAAAGCAGGCACGAACGGCAUUCAUUCUGGAGAUGAUGCUGCGCGAAAUCUACAUCGGGUUGCUGAACUCUUUUUACCACGACCUGGAUGAUGUGCUGCUGCCCGUCAUUUUCGAGGACCAGAGCAUUGAGAAGUUAGAAAUGCUGAGCAAGAAGAAGGGAUCGUCUUCGCGCCAGCCGUUCACGUGGAAGCUCUCGGCGAUCGCCACCCAGAUGGCGGCCAACCGCCUUCCCAUGGUGAUCCAGCUCCAGUUCUUCACGCAGGUGUUCUACUACGUCGGCAGCCAGCUGUGGAACACGCUGCUGGAGCGACCAGAGCUCUGCACCUGCAAUUUUGGCUUCCACCUCAAAUACGCCGUCUCCGAACUGCGCUCUUGGAUCAACACGCAGAAUCUGCACGAUGAGAACUUCCAUCCCUCGCAGCAGCUCAAUCGUAUACUGGAUGCGGCGGGCGUGCUCGUGGUAAGCAAGAGCUUCUUCGACGACGCCAAGAUCCCGCAGGAUUUGCAGCAGACCUUCCCCGCCCUCUCCCUCCACGAAAUCAAGUUCCUUCUCGAACACUUCAUCCCUGACAAGAGUGCACAGGAGAAGGGCAUCCCGACGUCGGUCAAGCGCAAGCUGGACGCCGCUGCGCAGAAGGAGGAGGGAAGCUCUUCCUCGCUCGAACUGGACCCGUUCGCCAGCGUGCCUUCACCGUUCUCUUCAUCAUCGUCGUCUUCGUCGUCAUCCAGCGGCAAGAACAAACCCAAGGGGCGAAGGUGA
Molecule: messenger RNA, 2019 nt
Organism: Acanthamoeba castellanii str. Neff
Lineage: Eukaryota; Discosea; Longamoebia; Acanthamoebidae
Product: DIL domain containing protein
Exons: 15
Coding region: 1-2019 (672 amino acids)
Molecular function (GO): GTPase binding
Source: RefSeq, a predicted model, not a curated record